Molecule: messenger RNA, 1068 nt
Organism: Python bivittatus (Burmese python)
Lineage: Eukaryota; Metazoa; Chordata; Lepidosauria; Squamata; Pythonidae
Source: RefSeq, a predicted model, not a curated record
AUGAAAGACGUCCUGGAAGGAUGCAGGUACAAGUUGCCCAAAGCCAAGGGGGUCCAGUAUAAGCCUGGGGGAGGGGACCCUAACUCGCUGGCAGCUUCAUUCCAUUUUGGGGACCAGUGGGACUUUUCCUUUGACAUGACCUCCAUCUCCAGCAGCUAUGAUAUCAGACUGGCACAACUCCGGGUUCAUCUACUGACCUUCUCUCAAUCUAGAAAUAUCACUGUGCACAUUUAUCACAGUCACAACCACACAUGUAAUGGGAAUCAGACUUGCACAGAGAGGCUGUUCCUUGGUUCUUUUGUGAGUAGCCUCUCCCUCAGCCAUUCAUCCUGGAAAGUCUUCAACAUCACUAGCUUGUUACAUUUUUGGCUCCACCAAGGGGUGCCAUCUGGCACUAAGAUUCCAGAAGUCCCCCAGCAAGACUGGGAGGAGAGGAAUAUAUCUGAGGACAAUAGUAACCCAGCAGCUGGUACUUUCCAGGAUAAGUGUGUCCACAAUAAUUCUAGAGAGGGCCAACAGCUUUCGAGCCACAAUGGGCCUGAUAAAGCACUCUUGGUGGUCUUCUCCAAAGAUAAGGAACCUCUGGAGCCUUCUCAGGGCUCAAGUCUCAUUAGGACUGUAGAGAUGUCCAAGCACGUUAUGUUUUACAACACUUCCAAAGAGGCCGGAGGCCGUCGACAUCGACGGAACAGGAAACAGAAGCAAAGGAUUAAAGUGAGCGCUCUCCAAACCUCCAGUUUGGGGGAAGAAGGCAGAUCUUUAUGCAAAAGGGUUGAUAUGAUGGUGGACUUCGAUAAGACUGGCUUUGGAAGCUGGAUUGUGCAUCCCAAGAAGUAUAAUGCAUAUCGAUGUGAAGGAGAUUGUCCAUCACCUGUAGAUGAGACCUUCAAGCCAACAAACCAUGCCUAUGUUCAGAGCUUGCUGAAGGUAUACCAACCCAACCGGGUACCUUGCCCAUCCUGUGCUCCAAUCAGGUUAAGCCCAUUGUCCAUGCUGUAUUAUGAGAAAGGAAGAAUAAGGGUCCGUCACCACGAGGACAUGAUAAUUGAAGAAUGUGGCUGCAACUGA